Trichoderma harzianum CBS 226.95 is the source of this 734-nucleotide messenger RNA. RefSeq lists its product as hypothetical. NCBI's taxonomy places the organism in Eukaryota, Fungi, Ascomycota, Sordariomycetes, Hypocreales, Hypocreaceae. The transcript has a single exon. The record is from RefSeq and is a predicted model, not a curated record. Bases 245 to 628 code for a protein of 127 amino acids.
UUGCUCAACACUCGAAGACAAGAGAUCUAGACUAUGGAUAUGUCUCAGAGAGACGGAUGGAGAGUAGAGUUUGAUAUGGUUAUAAGGUAACCAGCACGUGCGGCCGCUCCUCUGUUGUUCAAUACGGGCCGCCAGCCGCCCCCUUUAUUGAUACGAGAGUUUUUACUGAUCUUGGCAACGAGAACAAAUAUGAUUUCGUGUGUUAUCUUCCAACCCAAUACAUACGGGCUUACAGGUACGAGGUAUGAGCCAAGCUGUGCGGGUAUGUAAAUGGAGACGAGCUGAGUACGAGCAUGGGGUACAACAGCCUCACCUCCAGGAUGGACCAAAAGGGAAAGAAAAAAAAUCUUCAAGAAAUCUCGCCGAAGAGGAAAUGUCACCAACCCCAACACUUAGUGCGCCAAUUUUUUUCCUUCUUUUCUUACGAACUUUUUUUUUUUCUUUACCCCAUCUUCUUAGAGCCCGCUCAACCGCUGCAGACCGGUUGACCUUCGGUGGGUGGCCCCAUCGGCGCGACUGUUUUACUAGCGAAAGCGCGAGGGAAAAAAAAAAUUUAGAUCAAAAUUUUCCAACAAAAAGAAGCACAGUCUUACACGGUUGGACCAAACUAGCGGGUGGCUUGAGCUAAGGAAAGAAGCACGAUGGCCAGCUACACUGUGUACUUCAGUUUUACUAUGUCUGCCCCCUUGGGUAAAAGAAACAAUAAAACACCCGACAACAGGCGAGGCCGCUAA